AUAAAAAAUAGAUUUUGAAUUAAAUGAAUGUUGCAAAAACCAUGUUUUUGAUAAUUGUCGUAGAGGUUUCUUGCCUUAUUUUGACAGCUUACUGCGAUGACAGACAGAAUGGGAUAUGCACCAAUAACACAAGGAGAGUUUGCUGCGCCCAUUUCGAAUUAAAGGAUCAAACUUGCACAAAAUGUAAAAAAGGUUACUACAAUUUAAAAAUCAAUUCAACAUGUAAACCGUGUACACGUGGCAAGUACGACACAAAGUGUACGAAGACAUGCUCAUGUAACAGCAAUGAAAGGUGCCAUCAUGUAACAGGAUGCAUUCUUGAUCAUCUGACAACCACUGAAAAUAAAGAUGAGAGUAAUAUGAAUUAUAAAGGUACAGAUACAAAAUCUGAUAAUGGUAAUGGCAAUGUUGCUAUCUACAUGACAUGUGUUGCAGUCGCCAGCAUUCUAGUUGUUGUUUCUAGUCUCAUUGUGAAGAACAGAAAGAUAAUUUGUAGACAAAAAUCCCGAAACAAUUCUCUUACAACCAAUAUUAAAAAAAUAAAGCAACCUACCUUCCGUUUUGGACGAAAUAAAAAGGUGGCAGAAAGCUUGUAUGAUGAAAUAAAUGAAAAAUACAUGAUUAAUUUCGAUGGAGAAUAAUAAUGAUAGCUUAUAUGGAACUACUUGAACAUUAACCUUUGGUAAUAUUUCGGUUUUAAUUCAUUGGCGUAUUUCAGUUUUUGCUGUUCAAAUAUUGUAUUUCAAAAGGUAAAAUGAAAACAAAGUUAUAGGUAAAAAGUCACUUAGGAAUAGGAUAGGCAGUGAUGAUUAAAAGACUUCUAUUGCU
This is a messenger RNA of Mytilus californianus (California mussel), 828 nucleotides long. RefSeq lists its product as uncharacterized. NCBI's taxonomy places the organism in Eukaryota, Metazoa, Mollusca, Bivalvia, Mytilida, Mytilidae. The transcript has 6 exons. The coding region runs from base 24 to 641 and encodes 205 amino acids. The record is from RefSeq and is a predicted model, not a curated record.